Messenger RNA from Bombus impatiens (common eastern bumble bee), 4059 nucleotides. RefSeq lists its product as uncharacterized. The transcript has 7 exons. The record is from RefSeq and is a predicted model, not a curated record. NCBI's taxonomy places the organism in Eukaryota, Metazoa, Arthropoda, Insecta, Hymenoptera, Apidae. Bases 428 to 3760 code for a protein of 1110 amino acids.
GAAAUAAGAUAUAAACUAGUUAUGUAAAAUUUCGAAAUAUUGUGGAAUAUAGAUCUAAGAAAAUAAAUUGCUAAUUUCUUUACUCAGAUCCUAGGAGAUAUGAAAGAAUUGCGCGUGGUAUCUUUGAUGGGCAACCCAAUUCUAAAGAAGAUCAGACUGUAUCGUAAGACCAUGAUCUUGAAGUGUAAAAACCUCAAGUAUCUCGAUGACAGACCUGUAUUCCCAAGAGAUCGUGCCUGUGCAGAAGCUUGGUAAGUGGCGAUUAAUUCGAACAAUCGUACUUGAUAAUGAUAUUUUUCUUUUAAAUCGAUCAGAGCUUUAAAUUUAGAAAUGAUACAAUUACUCGUACUAUAAUACUUUCUACGGAGGAAUGAAAAUAUAGAGUCGAUGUAGUGUAACAAGCUAACGAAACUGUUACGAAGACAGGAUGCGAGGAGGACCCGAAGAAGAAGCAGCUGAGAGGAAACGCUGGAUCGAGGCGGAGCAGAAGAAAAUCAAUGAUAGCGUGCAAGCCCUGAUAAACAAAAGGAAGCUGUACAAACCGGUCGGGACGUCCGAAAAGGAGGCGGAGGAUAAGAAGAAGACGAAGGAGGACGAAGAAGUAGCCACGACCACGCUUGUCUGCACGAGCGACGAACUGCUCAACUUGGAGAAGAAGAAAAAGUCGGAUGGUACCUCAUCCUCCAACAGCUCGUCCGCGUCCUCGUCAUCGGACGAAGAGGUGGAGAACGCCGAGGUGGACGAUGAUGGAACUGGGCAAAAAGGAAUCGAGAAAAGUGACGGAAGGAGGCCAAUGGCGGAGGAAGGAAGAACAGCCUCCGGCGAUCUUGGCAAGGAAAUUUUGUUACCCUGGAAAACACAGGUCACGACACGUAAGGAGCCGAAACAGUUAGUAGAAGAGAUUGAAGAAACGAAAGAAUACGUGGCAGGAGACGCAGAACGGAAAAGGUUCGGGACGAAAAUUUUGGACGAUCAACGAUGUAGCGACGAUCUACCAGGUGGUUAUUCUGUUGGAAGAGAACUGGCCCAUUACGAGAAACUUGUCCUGGAGACGACCAACGAGACCGAAAUUACUCCACCGUGCUGUAAGCAGGGGAAGAACGACGAUAGUAAAUUACACACCAAUUCCGAAUACGAUUACCGCGACAAGAAACACUUGGUUGAAAGUCACAAAACGUUUCGAGGAUGCUCUCCUUGCUUGGGCCCUUUCGAUAGUAUCAGUGAAAUUUUACGAGUCACAAAUCGUCAUAAGUUUUUACAAAUCAACCUUGACAUGCUCGAAAUUGGUAAACAAUGGAUAAACCGCAAAUUCAUGCCUCUAUGCUUUUUGCCUUUGUGUAUUACGUACAUUCUAUCUGAAGAAAAAUCAUUUAAGGAUUCGUCGGUUUGUUGCAAUAUUUUGGAUUGGUCGAAUGGCAGAAACAAGAAAGAAGAGAAUAUCGUAAAUAACGUGAAGGAUAAACCUCUGUGUAAAGAUAUCCUGGACAAUUAUCGUAGAAAAGAUGAACCACAUCCUUUAACCAGUCAACUGAGUAGCAUCAGAGAAGACAUGAAAGAGUUCUGCGCUGAUGUGGAUAAAUUUAUUGAAGACAAUAAGAUCGUUUUCAAAAAUGGCGAAGUGAAAAGACUGUGGGGUGAGAAAGAGGAAAUUAACGCUGGAAUCAAAUUUGAUAAAGAUAAUGAAGAAAAAGGAAAGGAUUCGUCGAAUAAAGAAAAAGAUUUUAAAUGGUGGAACACGAAGGAGAGAAAGUUAAAAGUUAAGGAGAUUUUGAAGAGUAGAGAAGAAGAAAGUAAAAGAUCGAAGAAUGUUAAAAAGAUCGAAAUUAUCGAGGACGUGGCGAAAAAAAUCUCAGAAUCUUCAAAUAAAGAAGAAACUAAAGAAAAUAAGGAAGUUUCGUCUUCGCAAAGUGUUUACGAUUUAUUAAAUCUAAAAACGUGUCCCACGAUUCUACUGAGCAAUGUAAAAUCUUAUCCUAGAAAUGAAGAUGCUUCUAUGUUAUGCGAAUCUGCCAAGAAACAAGGCAACGAAGAUCGUUCCUCGGGUUUGUUCAAUUCACUGUUCAACGAGAUGGAGUGUAGAGAUUCGAGCAAUAAGCGUGAAAAAAUGUCAAAGUCCAUUAGCUCUCACGAAUUGCUGACUUUAGAAGAAGCAGAGGAAGCUGUCGAGGAAACAGCACGGUCAUCCAGUUGUACUGAUAUAAUUCUUUCAGAUCAAGAGAAUUUUCAGAACAAAUCUGUUCGUAUAGAAAUCACGGGUGCAGAUCCUGUGAAUGCCACAUUGCUCGAUGACGACGAAGAAUCAGAGAGUGAAUCUGUGAAAACUGUAAUUAACAAUUAUGAAGAAAUUAACCGGGAAGAAGAUACACGAACAAAUAUCGCAAAAGAAAAUAAUUCUGAAUGUGUUUCUGAUAGUUCAAACGUUACUGGAGUGCAAAACAAAAUGCAACAGCUAGAUACCAGGUUCGACGGUACUAUAUUUUCGAGCGUUGAAAAGUCUAGUCAAUCGUCUAAAUCGCACAAAAGAUCGCGAGAUUGCGAAUAUCUGGAUGUAGUCAGCAAAAAAUCCCAUCUAAUCGAAGAAGUGGAUAUUGAAAAAGACAGGAGCGAUGGAAGAACGACUGGUGAAGUGUUUGAAAAGUGUAGACGGCAUUUCAUGAAAGAGGCAAAGAAGUUUGUACAAAAGGAAUCGCCUCUGAUCAACCAGUGCAUAGAAAGCUUGAUAACAAAUAGAAAUUCAGAGGGAAAUUGGAAGAUGCAGAGUAGUCAAGAGGAUUUCUUAAGUUUUACAACUGCGAACUUAAACCCUGAUUUUCGUUGUGGGAAAAAUUCGUUUAAUUCGGAGGAGAAAAUGAUUUCUUCGCGUGAACAAUCUCACGUGAAGCCGAAAAGCAUUUCGAGUAUUCAAAAUUUCGAAGAUGAUCGAGCAAGUAGGAAAAAAUCGGAUUCGUGUACUGAUCGACGAUCAGAAAUGGCAUCGAUUACCCAGCUUCUAAACCAAUCUCAUAGCACGGAGAAGCAUUCGUCAAAUAUAUGCACUGAUCUCUACCAAGAAUUCUGCAAUCAUUUGGAUCAGAUGAACAGUAAAAGAAAGCUUCUAAUCGAGCCAGAUUUCGUAAAAAAUAGCAGGGCAAUUGGCAAUGAACAGACAGACGACCUUCUAUCGUCAAGGGAGACCAAACAGUCGAAAGAAGAACAAACAAAACCAUUGAUCGAGGAGAUUUCAGGAAAUUCAACAAACGUAGACGAAUUAGAAAAACUUGAAGAACUAUCUGUUCAUCUCGAAGAUCUUGGAAUGGACGCAGCGUUUAAGGAUAAGAUAUUAAAGAGCAUAAGUGCUCCAAAAACUGAGGAGCAGAGAAAAAGAGCAAAAAAGUCGGCCGAGAAGUUGAUGAAGACUUCCAGAGAAGCAAUGGCGAAAGGAAAAUCUUUGCUAGAACAGUCUUCCCCUGUCAGUAAUCAGAACAAAGAUCUUGAUCAUAGUAGGAGAUUUUUCAUGAACCUGUUAGCAGAGGCUUUGGAGGAAAAUAAGCAUAAGGACGUUGAUCCCACGAAGAGUAUCGAUGACAAAUCUGAAUCAGGUUCAAUUAUCGAAACAGUUUCAGAUAUUUCGAAGAAUACUGUCGUAAAAAUAGAAGAAGCUGCAAGAUUAUCGUCGGUUGAUAAUAACAGGAGUCAGGGUAGUGAAAUUCUUGAUACAGGGAGAGAAAACGUUGGCAGGGCGAGGAAAAGUUUGGAAAUGCAGAUGGUUCAGGAAAACUGAAGGAAGAUCGAAACUGAAACACACAAAGUUUUGAGAAAAUGUUAGUAUUUAGAAAAAAGAAAAUCUAAAAAUAAUUGACUUUUCAUAUACCAUGAAAGAAGAAAAAAAAAUCGUAGACUCUGUAAGUUAAGUUGUACGACUGUAUUUCUGUUACUUUGUAUUCAAGUAAACGAAUUAUUACGUUCCAACUAUUCGUGCAUCGAAAAAAAGCCACGAGUCUAAAAAUCAGAUUUCGAUCCAUCUCUAAAAGGAAAAAAGAAAAUAUGGUAAACAUUUCACGAGAAGAAUAAUCUAAACGA